This is a messenger RNA of Plodia interpunctella (Indianmeal moth), 4755 nucleotides long. RefSeq lists its product as uncharacterized. Gene Ontology annotation, molecular function: protein binding. Bases 2673 to 3461 code for a protein of 262 amino acids. The transcript has 3 exons. The record is from RefSeq and is a predicted model, not a curated record. NCBI's taxonomy places the organism in Eukaryota, Metazoa, Arthropoda, Insecta, Lepidoptera, Pyralidae.
GCCGAUAUUAUAUAAUGCACAAGUCGAAUGGACCACACCUGGUUACGUCACUGUGAUACAUUAGCACAAAAUGCACAGAAUAAACGCAGGUUUAGUUAUCAAAAGGCAUUCGCUUAUUGAGACGUGUCGGUCUGUUGAUCGGACAAAAUUAAUGUCAGAGUGGAAAUAAAUAUGUGAUUUUACUGGCAAAUAUUCGUUUUUAUACGGAUAUGAAGCUGUUCAUAAUCUUUGUAACCUUGGCUGCCGCGUGCGCUGCCCAGAAAUGCCGAGGCACGUUCUUCAACAACAAAUAUUACAGCAUGGAAGUAUUGAAAGAGGGGCUCAACAGAGUGAAACAAAUGGUCUACAGCAAGAACGAGAACAGCGUCUACUUCAUAUACGACCAAGGAGGGCUCAUAUAUUCAGGAGGAGCAGGCUACUACAAUUUAGACAACUAUCAAGCUGGAUUCUUUAUGGGAAUAAGAAAUGCCACAAGUUUUACCGUUGACGACAAAAAGAACAGACUUUAUAUAGGCUCUGCUGAUGGAUUGUACGCAGUCACAGAUAGAAAUCUACCAGAGAAAUUUCCUAUAAAUGAACCAAUUCUAAGUCUAUAUUUCAAGGAUGAUCUCUAUUUUACAAAUAUACGUAGAAAAGUGUACAAAUUUGAUUUGGACGGCGUGAAAAUGGUUCCCGAAAUGCGUUACGAUUUCGCUGAUGAUAUUGUUAUAGACGAUGAUAAUAAUCUCUUCUUUUUAAAAGAUAAAAAAGUUUUUAGACUGAAAUUGAAUACUGGAUCGCCUGCUUUUGAAGUCACUGAUUUUCCAGUUAAUGUUAUGACUAUGGAUGUAGAUGAUAAACUGUAUAUAGCAACAAAUGAUGGCAUAUUUCUUUAUAAUAGAUACAAGUAUGCAUUAGACAAGAUUUCUAAUUUAAGAAAUGUGAAAGCCUUGGCUUUUGAUAAGCGAUGGGACCCUGUUUAUAUUGUCUUCGAUUUAUUAGUUAGGUUAAAGAAUCCAGUGGAGUGUUAUGAAGAUGAAGACUCGUUUUUCAAGCGAUAAUACUUAGCUGAUACAGUGAAAUCCGUUCAAGAAGAUUUCAUCAUGGAUUUAGUAAGAGUCUUUGUAUCUACUAAUUCCAUGGAUUUCACAAAUCCUUGUUAAAGCGUGAUAUCUAGUUAUAGUAUACUACUUAGGUACAUUAAAAAAAACGGUCAAAUGUGAUUCAAAGUUUCGUUUUUGACAUUAGAAAAAAGAUUCUGAUUUGACCAUACUACUUACUAAUUUGUUUUUGACAUUAGAAAAAAGGAUCCAUGGAUUUGACUACAUGGAUUAGCCAACAUGGAAUUAGUAGGUACUAGGGAGUAGGUGCCUACUAAAUCCAUCGUAUCCAAUUAAAAUCAAAUAUGUUGGCCGUUCCACGUGACACCAUUAUUGAUGCCUAACGAAAAAAAAGAUAAUUUAUUUUCCUAUUUAAAUAGCAUGACAAAGCUGGAAUAAAAACUGAUUUAACUGUGUACUCUAUUAUAAUACAUAGUACUUAGAUAUUUAUUUAACUAUAUCUCAGUGAUAAAUAAAGCACUCACUUACAAUUUCUAAUACCAAUACUUUUCUUUCUUAUCUACCUGUACUGGUUUUUUUUAUCACUGGACAAAUUUUGUGAGCGGGGCAUCAUCAUUAUAUAGUAUAAAACAAAGGCUGGUCAAAACAUCUUCCGUUGCGUUGACGUCCGAUGGAACCACAAUGGAAACCAUAACAACACCUACUUUUGUCCAAAUUACUAGAACGGCGCACGGAGCAAUCGAGUCUAGUCCUUUAGAGCCACAGACCAUUUGCCUUUACUAAAUGGUCUGUGUUUAGAGUCGAGCGCCACUGCUCCGUUGCGACGAUACAAUACGUUGCAGCUCCGUUACAUAGUAUAAAACAAAGUCGCUCCCCGCUGUCUGUUUAUCCCUAUGUAUGCUUAGAUCUUUAAAACUGCGCAACGGAUUUUGAUUCGGGUUUUUUAAUAGAUAGAGUGACUCAAGUGGAAGGUUUAUAUUAUUAUGUAUAUAAGGUCAUAAUAUUCCAUCCGUGCGAAGCCGGGGCGGGCAGCUAGUGAAACAUAAAACACAGCACGUCAUUGCGCACACCCGUUUUAAUUUUUUUUAACGAUGCAUACCAGGAAUUAGUAGGUACUCCGACGAAGUACUUACUAAAUCCAUGGCAUACCUAUAUAUAGGGGGCAGCCAUGGAUUUAGUAAGGAGUACCUGCUAAUUCCAUGGGGCCAGCUAUACACGACAUGGGAAAAAGAACGAAAGAAAGUACUUCACGGAGUACCUAUUCCAGGGUUACGUGUAAUAUAUGUAUAAUAUGUUUUGUAGUAAGCCUAUGUGAUAAGACUGAGUUGGUAUCCAAAGAAAUGGAUAUCAAAAAACGACAAUUUUUUUUCUGUCUCCCAUACAAUUUGGCUGAUCGGACUUGUAUGUAAUGUAUACGCAUGCAGCGCGUAGGAUUCGAACCUGGGACCUUACGACUCGCUCAAACAAAUAAGUAUCUGAAUACCGACAAUGAAUUUAAAAAUAUAAUUUAAAAACAUUACUGACAGAAGUCAUUGCGAAUAGUAAAAAAAAUAGACAGGUUUAUGAAAUAAUCUGUAUUGAAAAUAAUCUGUAUUUGUUCACUAACUCUUGUGUCUUUAGAAAAGAGGAAGGAUGAAGCUACUGAUAGUUUUGGCCACCUUGACUGCCGUGAGCAUUGGCCAGAAAUGCCGCGGUACUUACUUCUCUUACCAAUAUUACAAAAUGGAAUUGUUGAAAGUCAAAUUGCGACCAAUCAUACAUAUGGUAUACACUAAGAAGCACGACAGCGUAUACUAUAUAUACGACAACGGAGAGGUCUGGUACUUCAAUUUGGAUAACCAAGGAUCAAAGUUUAUCCAAGACAUAGUAAAUGCUACCAGUUUAGCAAUCGAUGAUAAAAAUAACAAGGUUUACGUUGGAAGUACUAGUGGACUGUACAAAAUUAACACUAAUACAAAUCUCGCGUACAAAACCUACAAAACAGAGCCAAUUCUAAGUGUAUGUUUCAAAGAUGAUCUCUACUUCACAAACAAACAUAGGAAAGUGUACAAAAACAAUUUUUACGGUGGCAAAAUGUUAUCUCAAAUGCUUAAUGAUGUCGCCGAUGAUAUAGUUUUAGAUAAUGAAAAUAAUCUGUUCUUUAUGAAAGACAGAAAAGUGUAUAGAAUUAAAUUAGAUGCCGGAACGCCGGCGAUAGAAGUAACUGAUUUCCCCGUUAAUUUUAUGACCAUGGACGAAGAUGACAAACUCUAUUUAGCUACUGAUGAUGGUAUACUUCUCUACAAUAAAUACAGACAUGUAUUAGAUAAGAUUACUAAGUUAUAUGCGAACGCUUUAGUCUUUGAUAAGAGACGUUACCCUGUUUACUGUGUCACUGAUUCAUUGUUCAGGUUAAAGGACCCAGUUGAUUGCAUUUUUUAGAUUUGCCUGUUAGAAACCUUUUAGAUCCCAAAUGCAUGUAUUUGGGAUUUCUUUCUGAUAUCACAGAUAUUAUGAAAUAUACAAGUUUUAAAUAAAUACAAUUAUGGAUGUUGUGUAAAAACGAACUAAUCGUUGAGCUCGACAAUAUUGUUAGAUGUUCAGUAGAUUGCGUUAAACAUGUUUAGUCGUUGGCACAAACACACAUGUGUGUUGGUGAUUAGGUUUUUAUGUUAACCACUUAGUCACAAGGGUUGAAUUAUAAAAUCAAGGUAUUCGAGUUGUUGAUUUUUGUAUAGUCCGUCCUGCGUGCCGCCCAUUCGAACAAGCCUUAGGGCCAGGCCAUUCUUUUCCGUCAUCUUCCGUUGCCUUGACGUCCGAUGGAACCACAAUGGAAACCAUAACAACACCUACUUUUGUCCAAAAGAACGACGCACGGAGCAAUCGAGCCUAGUCAUUUAGAGCCACAGACCAUUUGCCUUUACUAAAUGGUCUGUGUUUAGAGUCGAGCCCCACUGCUCCGUUGCGACGACACAAUACGUUGCAGCUCGUGUUUCGAUAGGUUUUGACACUGACGUGCGUUGGAAAAUUCAUACAACUUCUUCGUUGUUCUGCGUUGAUCCAUGGACGGUUGUCAAUAUGUCGGAGGACGACGCAGCGCGUCUGAGCAAUAGGGUCUUGCAGUACCCAUGUUUGGCGAACAUACCCUUUGACGAAGAAAAGUUUUAAUAAAAGUAUUUCAUUGUAUUACGUAUUACGAAUGUAUAAUGUAUUAAUAUUUGUCUUUGCGUGUCGACGCUCGCACUCGUUUUCAGAAUUAGAUUUUGCGGGACAAGUUUUGUGUCACGGUCACAAUUCUUCGGUGUCCAAAAAUUACAUUUUAAACAUUAAUUAACAUUAUUAAAUGCACGCACGCCGAAUUCCUUUCUUCGACUUUUGCUGUAUGGUUGUAUGGAAAAGUUGCGCAUGCGCGUACAUGCGCAUGUGCGUUAUGCCCGUGAAAAAUCCGUGAAAAAUUCGUCGAACAUUGGCGGUUUCAAUAUACAUUGUUGACUUUUCAUUGCGGUAAAUAAAAGCACUCGUGCAAAAUACGCAAUGUACCACGCAAAAUAAUGUCCAGUUUAUAUUAAAAUUCCAUAUAAUUAAGCAGAAGUUGUAAAAUUGCACAAGGCGUAAUAUUGUAGUAGAUGCUCCUUAUUUUGAGGCGAUAGGCCGCAUAAGUUACAAUUAUAUUAUGUGUAAAAAUAUAAUUAUGUACUAAUUUAAAUUAUGUAUUGAAUUAUUUAAUUAAUUAUUU